This is a messenger RNA of Fusarium oxysporum Fo47, 918 nucleotides long. RefSeq names its product Alpha/Beta hydrolase protein. The transcript has 3 exons. The record is from RefSeq and is a predicted model, not a curated record. NCBI's taxonomy places the organism in Eukaryota, Fungi, Ascomycota, Sordariomycetes, Hypocreales, Nectriaceae. Bases 1 to 918 code for a protein of 305 amino acids.
AUGACGGCACCAGAAGGCAAAUACUACGUCCAUGACAAGCUGGGUAUCAAGCAGCCCCACCACGAGUCCUUUGCACGCUUGUGGGAGACUCGUUGGGAACCUUUGGCGGAUAGCAUGACGUACCCGUUUCUUUACACAGAUAAGAGAGAUUUUGAGCCUAUUGCCCAAGAGAUGAUUAGGCUCAACUUCAAAGAACCUUACGAAUGGCAAUCUUUCGCUUCGAUGUUUGAACCCCACGCUAGUAAUCUCUAUGAUACAGCUGCGGCUGCAGAACAGGCAGGGGAGCUGGAAAAGGCGUCAGAAUAUUACCUUCGCGCCGCAAACGUCUGGUUCAUUUCUCGAUAUCCACACAUACUCACCGAUAUCCAACGUAAUGCCUGGGAGAGAUCAAAGGUUUCAACUCUCAAGGGCCUACAACUGCGAGGCAUACCGAUGGAAGAGAUACUUGUGCCCCAUAAGCACGGCCUUGAAAGCGAGGGAAAACAUGUUCCAAUCUGGAUUUCUCUGCCCAGCGAUGCUUCUAAGGAAAACCCGGUACCUAUCGUCUUUGGAAUUGGAGGUUUGGACUCUUGGCGGCCAGAAAUGGCUUGUUUUGCUGCUGCAUAUCACCAAUGCGGGAUCGGGAUGUUACUGGUAGAGAUUCCUGGUACCGGAGACUCUCCUGCUCUUGUCGACGAUCCUAAGAGCCCUGAUCGUCAGUGGUCAAGUGUCCUGGACUGGGUCGACGAGAACGAGGCCAUCGAUAGUAAGAAGGUGGUAGGAUGGGGCAUCUCGACCGGAGGUUACUACGCCAUUCGAGCCGCAUAUACACACCACGACAGAUUCCUUGGUAUGGUCUCUCAUGGUGGUGCUUGCCAUCACGUCUUUGACCCGGAAUGGCUUGACGGAAUCGAAUAUAGGGAAUUUGCUCACAGGUGA